Messenger RNA from Penaeus chinensis, 1664 nucleotides. RefSeq names its product DNA excision repair protein ERCC-1-like (gene Ercc1). The transcript has 7 exons. The record is from RefSeq and is a predicted model, not a curated record. Gene Ontology annotation, molecular function: damaged DNA binding; single-stranded DNA binding. Gene Ontology annotation, biological process: mitotic recombination; UV-damage excision repair; nucleotide-excision repair. Bases 597 to 1565 code for a protein of 322 amino acids. NCBI's taxonomy places the organism in Eukaryota, Metazoa, Arthropoda, Malacostraca, Decapoda, Penaeidae. Gene Ontology annotation, cellular component: nucleus; ERCC4-ERCC1 complex; nucleotide-excision repair factor 1 complex.
UUUUAAUAGUGAAUGCGUAUUGUUUACCUUGGUCGUCGCGAUUACAAAUUUCAUUAUAUUUUGUAGUAACAACUUAUAUUCAUCGUACGCGUUUCAGAUAUAAUGAAUUAAUUAUUGAUUUAUGUGUGACGUAGCUUACCUAGUCUGCUUCCUAAGGUGACCGUUUAACGGCCUGUGUCUGUAGUAUAAAAUAGAUCUGAUUCCCGGAAAAUAGCUUCAUUGUGUAAAAACUUAAGAAUUCCGUGUUCAGAGGAAAAUAUUUAUAUAUAAGAAACAAUUACAGUUUCCUGAAGCAAGGCAUCCGUGCCCUGUUUAGGCCAUAUAACUGAGAAUAAGAUUGGAUACCUACAUGUACACAAUAAGUUGUACCUUCAAAAAACUGAGGAAAUGUUGAGAAGACUCCUGCAUGACAGCUGCAGUCUGUGGCACUUGAGGAAAGGCCAACAAAUCUCCACCACAUACUAGAGCAAAACAAAGGCCAUAGAUAUGCCUGGCAAUCUCUCUUCUAAUACACGCAAUAAUUAAGAUUGGAGGCCAUCCAUCAUAGAUCACAGCAGCAAGAAAGUGGAUUUGUACAAAAGAAAAACAGUUUAAAUAUGAGAGAAAAGUCCCCUUUAGAAGAAAUGUCAGCAGCAGAGGAGAGCACAGGAGAUGCUCCAGCAGCAGCUUCAUCUGUCGCAGGUGAAAGCAAAAUCAAAUCUGGAUAUGUUGAUAUCAAGAAAAUGCAAGAGAAUUCUGGAGCUUCCUCAGUGUUUUCCAAGGCCUUUGGUAAUUUAAAGAAAUCUGAGUUCUAUGAGGAACCUCCCCCAGAAGUUAAGAGUGCAUCAGAGCUCAAUAAUGCAAAAAAUGCAGCAUCAGGAGGAACAAAGCCCGCGACCAAAAAUUGUGUUAUUGUCAGCUCAAGACAGAGAGGGAACCCCAUACUUAAAUCAAUACGAAAUGUCCCAUGGGAGUAUGGAGAGAUUGUACCUGAUUACACAAUGGGCAGCACAACCUGUGCCCUGUUCCUGAGUUUGCGGUACCACAACCUGAACCCUAAUUAUGUACAUGACCGUCUAAAGCAGCUUGGUAGGCAGUAUGAGCUACGAGUGCUGCUAGUAUUGGUUGAUGUGAAGGACCCCCACCAUGAACUGAAGCAGUUGACCAAAAUCUGCGUAAUGGCCGACAUGACCCUAAUGCUGGCUUGGAAUAAUGAAGAGGCUGGGAGAAUUAUUGAGGUUUAUAAAAUGUUUGAGCACAAGCCUCCAGACCUCAUCAUGGAAAAGCAAGAUGGCAAUCCAUACUCCAUGUUAAUUGACGCCCUCACAUCAAUCAGAUCCAUCAAUCGCACAGAUGCCAUGACCCUGCUUUCAAACUUUGGCUCAUUGGAAAAAAUUCUGGCCGCCACACAGGAAGAGCUAGCCUUCUGUCCUGGUCUUGGCCCACAGAAGGCUACAAAGCUGCACAAAGUGCUAAAGCAACCCUUCAAGAAAAAUGACACACAGAAGAAGCUCAACACCCAGCAGCAGAAGGUCUUAUCAAGCUCAAGUCAGUCAAAGGAAGUGGAAGAUGUGACAGAAAAAUAGUUGUUUAUUAGCCUGGUAUUCCUUUACAGAGAGAAGGCCUCAAAUGAUCAGUGUCUUUAAUUGUUUUUGUAUCAGACAGAAUAAAUUAUUUUUAGUAAA